AACUCGAACUAGAAUUGCAUCAGUCAGAUCGAAACAGCAGUUGACAUCCAUUAGCAAAAAUGAAAUUCCUCGUAGUUCUCGCCGUCGCUGUCGCGUGCGCAAGCGCCGACGUCUCUCACGUUGUCAAGGAUGAGUCCUCGGCUCCCGUUGUAAGGUCCGAGUACGAGAUCAGCCCCGAGGGUGCUUUCAACUACGUCUACGAGACCGGAAACGGCAUCGCCGCCGAGGCCUCCGGCAACGUGCAGAACCCUAACUCAGAGUACCCUAGCCUGGCUGUGAGCGGCAGCUACAGAUACACCUCUCCCGACGGUACCCCCGUUGAGCUGUCCUACGUCGCUGAUGCCGAGGGUUACAAGCCCGUCGGAUCCCACAUCCCCGUUGCUCCCGAAAUCCCUGAGGCCAUCGCCCGCAGCCUUGCCUACAUCGCUGCCCACCCCCCCACCCCCGUCGAAGCCGCCAACUUCGUCGCCAAACCUUUCCAGGGUUAAGCAGAUAACAACAGACCCAGCUAGUACAAACGUAACUGCCAUUAUUUAGUCAAUAGAAUAUUUUGUUCAAUUA
Messenger RNA from Trichoplusia ni (cabbage looper), 561 nucleotides. Its product is annotated as larval cuticle protein LCP-17-like. NCBI's taxonomy places the organism in Eukaryota, Metazoa, Arthropoda, Insecta, Lepidoptera, Noctuidae. Gene Ontology annotation, molecular function: structural constituent of chitin-based larval cuticle. The coding region runs from base 60 to 488 and encodes 142 amino acids. The transcript is spliced from 4 exons. Gene Ontology annotation, cellular component: chitin-based extracellular matrix. The record is from RefSeq and is a predicted model, not a curated record.